This is a messenger RNA of Scleropages formosus (Asian bonytongue), 962 nucleotides long. Its product is annotated as homeobox protein SIX6-like. Lineage: Eukaryota; Metazoa; Chordata; Actinopteri; Osteoglossiformes; Osteoglossidae. The transcript has 2 exons. The record is from RefSeq and is a predicted model, not a curated record. Gene Ontology annotation, cellular component: transcription regulator complex; nucleus. Gene Ontology annotation, biological process: eye development; regulation of transcription by RNA polymerase II. Gene Ontology annotation, molecular function: RNA polymerase II cis-regulatory region sequence-specific DNA binding; DNA-binding transcription factor activity, RNA polymerase II-specific. Bases 1 to 744 code for a protein of 247 amino acids.
AUGUUUCAACUGCCAGUCUUGAAUUUUAGCCCCCAGCAGGUAGCGGGAGUCUGUGAGACUUUAGAGGAGAGCGGAGAUAUCGAACGCCUGGGUCGCUUCCUCUGGUCGCUGACUGUCGCACCCGCCGCCUGCGAGGUUCUCAACAAGAACGAGUCGGUGCUCAGAGCGCGCGCCAUCGUGGCUUUCCAUACAGGGAACUUUAGCGAACUCUACCACAUCCUGGAAAACCACAAGUUUUCCAAGGAUUCGCACUCAAAACUGCAGGCUCUGUGGCUUGAGUCGCACUACCAGGAGGCGGAGAAGCUGAGAGGCCGCCCGCUCGGACCCGUCGAUAAAUACAGGGUGAGGAAGAAAUUUCCCUUGCCAAGGACUAUUUGGGAUGGAGAGCAAAAAACACACUGCUUCAAGGAGAGGACCCGACACUUGCUCAGAGAAUGGUAUCUUCAGGACCCCUAUCCAAACCCUAAUAAAAAACGGGAGCUAGCUCAAGCCACAGGACUCACGCCAACGCAGGUGGGAAACUGGUUCAAAAACCGCAGACAAAGGGACAGAGCAGCAGCCACGAAGAACAGGUUACAGCAGCAGGCGCUGUCCAAUGGCACAAUUCGAUCGCGGACGGAGGAGAACGCCGCUGGAGACCGGCUGGGCGCUGCGUCCAGCCCCGAAAGAACUGUGCCUUGCCAAGCCGGUGCCUCGGCGCUCUAUGUCAGCUCCAGCGACAGCGAAUGUGACAUCUAUUCAUAAUGGCGACGAGAAAAGGGAACUAACCGAGACGCUAACAUAAGCCAGCAAACUCGCCUUAAGUAUCUGAAGAGUCUAUCCGAAGGCUGCCAACUCGUGUGGGUAUCCAAGAAUGCCUGGGUUUACAAAUUUCCACAGCAUUUCUUAUGAACACUUUGAGCAGACAAAUACUACAGGACAAAAAAAGGGAAAGCACUCUGAGUGGAUAUUUGAACCACUGA